UUUUGUUUUUGGGGAUAUUUGGAGGCUUGACUGUUCUCACCUGGAUUUUUGUGGAAAACUGUCUGGAUAAGGAGUCUGUUUCCCAUUGAGUCCGGGGCUCUGUCCCAUCAGUCUAAGGCACCAGAACAAGGUGCCGACCAACAUGUCAACACAAGCACCGACAUUCACGCAGCCGCUGCAGAACGUCGUGGCACUGGAGGGUAGUGCCGCGACGUUCCAGGCUCAAGUUAGUGGUUCUCCAGUUCCUGAGGUGAGCUGGUUUCGUGAUGGCCAGGUUCUUUCCGCUGCUGCUCUGCCCGGCGUUCAGAUCUCAUUCAGCGAUGGCCGCGCUGUUUUGAGGAUCCCCGCUGUGAGCGCUGCCCACAGCGGACGCUAUUCAGUCAGAGCUACCAACGGAGCCGGACAGGCCACCAGCACCGCCGAACUGCUGGUCACAGCGGAGACGGCGCCCCCUACCUUCAUCCAGAGAUUGCAGAGCUCCACUGUGAGGCAGGGCAGCCAGGUAAGGCUGGAUGUCCAAGUGACGGGCAUCCCCACACCUGUGGUCAAGUUUUACCGGGAGGGAGCUGAGAUCCAGAGCUCGGCCGACUUCAGGAUCCUGCAGGAGGGAGACCUGUACAGUCUACUGAUCGCCGAGGCCUUCCCAGAGGAUUCUGGGACGUAUUCUGUCACCGCCACCAACAGCAGCGGUCGGGCCACGUCCACCGCCGAGCUGCUGGUUCAGGGUGAGGCUUGAUCAGAGCCCAUACCUGCCAAGAAAACAAAGACUAUCCGACAGACCAAAGUGGAGAAGAAGAUGGAAGCCACUUUUCAUAUGGAGAUGCAGGUGGCAGGAGUGGAGGCUUCCCAUCUUUUGGCUCAUAAGACUCCGCCCAGAGUUCCUCCCAAACCCACGUCCAAAUCCCCAACUCAGUCUUCUCUAGCCGUCAAAGUCAGCGGACCGCGGCAGCAGUCACCGUCACCGGUCCGACAUGUGAAAGCGCCCACGCCUACAUCCAGGCCAAGCGCUGCCGGUGCCGAUGUCCCACCGCCGUGGAAACGGGGUGAUGUACCCAGUCCUGUGGAGGUCAGCGGGGUCAGAGAGGCCGGGGGAGGCGUGGUUAAAGCCGAGGCGGUGGCCACGGUGGUGGCUGCCGUUGACCUGGCACGGGUCCGAGGGCCAGUGGUGCAUGUUGAAGGGGGCGGAGCCAAAGAGCAGGAGGUGGAGUUAAGGUCAUUUGGAGGCGGGUCGCAGGCUGGAAUCCACAUUCAGAAAACCUCCUCCCAUGUGGACUCUGGUCCUGGUCCAUCUCCACUUCCACAGUUUACAGUUUCUAAAGUUUCUAUCCCAAAGCCUGAUUCUGGUGGCGAGGUUUCCAUUGCCGGCUCGGCGUUCGCCACUCUGCAUAAAGAGUUAUCGUCCUCCGCCGCUGCCGCUCGGAUGAUCAUCAAACCCGUCAAGUCUCCGAGUCCGGCUCGUUCGGCGGCGGAGGUGCGACGGACCCCGGAGCCGGUGCUGCCACCGUUCAGAGACUCUGUGGACAAAUAUCAGAGUCCAUAUAAGUUACAGAUGGGCUGGGGAGUCCAGGUCCAGGGGCUGGAAGCAGCUGCUGUUGCCAGUGGAGACGGCGUGGUCCCGCCCACUCUGCUGUCGGGUUUGAAGAACACUAAUGUGACCGAGGGUGACUCCGUGACCUUGGAGUGCCAGAUCAGCGCUCAUCCCGCCCCCGUCAUCAUGUGGUUCAGAGAGGACUACAAGAUCGAGAGCUCCAUCGACUUCCAGAUCAUCUAUGAGAGUGGAUUUGCCCGCCUGGUGAUCCGCGAGGCAUUUGCUGAAGACAGCGGACGCUUCACCUGCACAGCCACUAAUGAAGCUGGAACCAUCAGCACCUCCUGUUUCCUGCUGGUUCAGGUGUCUGAGGACAUCGAGAGCAGAGAGGAGGCCAUUCCUGAACAAACUGAAACUGCUCCAGUGCCUGAAGAAGAGACUUUGAGUGAGGCUGACAUGGCUGCCGCUGCCGCCCCCUUCUUCAUCAAGACACCGAGCGUCCAGAAGCUGGUGGAAGGAGGAAGUGUAGUGUUUGACUGUCAGGUUGGAGGAAGCCCCAAACCUCACAUCAUCUGGAAGAAGGGCGGAGUACCGCUCACCACCGGAUACAGAUAUAAAGUGGCCUAUAAGAAGGAGACUGGAGAGGCCAAGCUGGAGAUCUCCAUGACCUUCGCUGACGAUGCUGGAGAAUACUCUGUGUUUGCUAAAAACCAGCUGGGAGAGGUGUCAGCUUCCACCAGCCUCUUGGAGGAAGAGGAAUAUGACGCCUACAUGAAGAAACAGGAAGCUGCCUUAAAGCCAGAAGUGACCCCUGGUGUUCAGGAGCCCACAGUGGGAGAUGUCGUCCCACCGGUGGAUCCGGCCACCACUGUUAUCUCUGGGCAGGAGUUCCACCUUUCUGCCAUUGAGCUGAGGGUCAUCCAGGAGAUUGAGCUCCGCAUCAUGAAGACAACUUACAGAGAGUUAGUAACACAGGACAGUGAGCUGAUGGUGACCACCACUGAGGCUGAAGCUGUGCAGUCAUCAUUUGAAACUCCAGUGAAAAACUACAGAAUCAGAGAAGGAAUGGGUGUCACCUUCCACUGCAAGAUGGCCGGCACGCCCCUCCCCAAGAUUGCUUGGUACAAAGAUGGACAGCGUAUCAGAGCUGGAGAUCGCUACCAGAUGGAGGUUCUUCAGGACGGUCGUGCCAGCCUUCGCCUGCCCGCUCUUCGCCCGGAGGAUGAGGGUAUCUACAGUGCCUUUGCCUCCAACAUGAAGGGAAAUGCCAUCUGCUCCGGAAAACUGUACGUGGAACCGUCUGGAGCUGUGACACCUCAGAGAUAUACACCACAGCCUGCAGUGCAGAGGAUCAGGUCCACAUCCCCUCGCUCCCUGAGCCGAUCACCUGGUCGUUCUCCGAGCCGUUCACCUGGACGUUCUCCUGCUCGGCGUCUGGACGAGACAGACGAAGCUCAACUGGAAAGACUCUACAAACCUGUGUUCGUCAUGAAACCUUCAUCAUGUAAAUGCUCAGAGGGACAAACCGCCAGGUUUGACCUGAAGGUCGUCGGCAGACCAAUGCCUGAAACAUACUGGUUCCACAAUGGACAACAAGUGGUUAGUGACUACACCCAUAAGAUUGUAGUUAAAGAGGAUGGGACUCAAUCACUGAUCAUCGCCCCAGCGAUGCCUCAUGACUCUGGAGAGUGGACUGUGGUUGCUCAGAACCGAGCCGGACGGGCAUCAUUGUCCGUCACUCUGACUGUUGAUGCUAAAGAGACAUUGGUUCGUCCUCAGUUCACAGAGAAGCUGAAGAACAUCAGUGUUAAACAGGGCACGCUGGUGGAACUGGCUGUCAAAGCCAUGGGAAACCCCCUGCCUGACAUCGUCUGGUUGAAAAACAGCGAUAUCAUCACACCGCACAAGCACCCAAAUGUCAAGAUUGAAGGAACCAGGGGAGAGGCCAAAUUCCAGAUUCCCUCAGCUGUUGGCUCUGACAGCGCCUGGUACACCGCCACCGCCAUCAACAAGGCUGGGAGAGACACCACCCGCUGCAGAGUCAAUGUGGAGGUGGAGUAUGCUGAACCUGAACCAGAGAGGAAGCUCAUUAUCCCCAAAGGAACCUACAAAGCCAAGGAGAUUGCCCCUCCAGAGGUGGAGCCUCUUCACCUGCGUUAUGGACAGGAUCAAUGGGAGGAGGGCGACCUGUAUGACAAAGAGAAGCAGCAGAAACCACAGUUCAAGAAGAAGCUCACCUCUGUCCGGAUGAAGCGCUUUGGUCCUGCUCACUUUGAGUGCAGACUGACGCCCAUUGGAGAUCCCACCAUGGUGGUGGAGUGGCUUCACGACGGCAAACCUUUGGCAGCUGCCAACAGGCUGCGGAUGGUCAAUGAGUUUGGAUACUGCAGCCUUGACUACGAAGUUGCUUACGCCAGAGACAGUGGAGUCAUCACCUGCAGAGCUAGCAACAAGUAUGGAGUUGACCAGACCUCGGCUACUCUGAUUGUUAAGGAUGAGAAGGGUCUGGUGGAGGAAACUCAGCUUCCUGAAGGUAGGAAGGGAGCUCGGAUUGAUGAGAUGGAACGUAUGGCUCAUGAAGGAGGACCUGCAGGAGUCACUGCUGAGGAACAGACUGAGAAAAUGAAACCAGAAAUUGUUCUUCUACCUGAACCAGUCAGGGUUAUGGAGGGUGACACAGCUCGUUUCCGCUGCAGAGUGACUGGGUAUCCAGCUCCCAAAGUUGACUGGUACCUAAAUGGACAACUGAUCCGCAAAAGUAAGAGAUACCGACUCCGAUAUGACGGCAUUUAUUACUUGGAGAUCACUGAAGUCAAAUCCUAUGACUCUGGAGACGUCAGAGUGGUGGCAGACAACAGCCUAGGUUCAGUUGAGCACACAGUGAAGCUGGAGAUCCAACAGAAGGAAGACUUCAGGACUCAUCUCCGCCGUGCUGAGGCCAAAGGAGCUGAAGCUGCACCUGAGCCAGGAAAAAUGCCAUUCGAGGUGGUGAAGGUGGAGCAACCUGCAGAGGAUUCUCAACUGAAGCAGAUGAUCAAACUAAAGAAGACCCAGAGGGUCGUCCAUGAGAAAGCCACAGAGGAGUCCGCAGAGCUGAGGAGCAAGUUCAAACGGAGGACUGAGGAGGGCUACUACGAGUCCAUCACUGCCGUAGAACUCAAAUCUCGCAAGAGGGAUGACUCCUACGAAGAUCUGCUGAAGAAGGCAAAGGAGGACCUGCUUCAUCGUGCCAAAGAGAAGGAGGAGGCUGACAAGAAGGAGGAGGAGGAGCGUCGUAAACUUACCGCAAAAGCUGUCAAACCAGAGCGAAUCAAGCUCUCACCCAGCAUGGAGGCACCUAAGAUCCUGGAGCGGAUCACCAGUCAGACGGUCCCACAGGGUGAUGAGGUCAAAUUCAGAGUCCGCGUUGUGGGCAGACCAGACCCUGAGUGCCAAUGGUUCAAGAACGGUGUCCAGCUGGAGAAGUCAGACCGGAUUAACUGGUAUUGGCCUGAGGAUCAUGUCUGUGAACUGGUGAUCAGAGAUGUCAGAGCAGAAGACUCUGCUAGUAUCAUGGUUAAAGCCAUCAGCAAAGCUGGAGAGACAUCCAGCCAUGCCUUCCUCCUAGUGCAAGCCAAACAAGUCAUCACCUUCACACAGCAGCUGACUGACGUCAAUGCCAAAGAGAAGGAUACCAUGGCUACGUUUGAGUGUGAAACCAACGAGCCUUUUGUGAAAGUCAAAUGGCUGAAAAAUGAUGAGGAGAUUUUCUCUGGAGACAAAUACAGGAUGCACUCAGACAGGAAGGUCCACUUCCUGUCUGUGCUGAUCAUUGGCAUGAAGGACGAUGCAGAUUUCACCUGUGUAGUCAUAGAUGAUGACCAUGUGAGGACGACAGCAAAGCUCAAUGUUGAAGGAGCUCCUCUAGAGAUGCUGAAACAGCUGGAGAGCACUGAGGUCCCUGAGACAUACACAGCAGAAUUUGAGUGUGUGGUGUCUAGGGAGGAUGCUGAAGGCAGCUGGUUUUUUGGAGAGAAACCUCUUUCUCCCAGCAGUAAAUAUGUCAUGACGUCCCGUCGUGGAAGACACAGCCUGUCUGUGAAAGAUGUGAAGAAGGAGGAUCAGGGAAAAUACAUGUUCAAAGUGGGCGAAUUCAAGACGAGCGCAUCACUCAAGAUGAAACUGCGACCUGUGACCCUGAUGCAGCCUCUGGUAGACCUGACAGUCUGUGAGGGCGACAUCGCUCAGAUGGAGGUGAAGUUCUCUCAGGAGAAUGUUGAGGGAACCUGGAUGAAGAACGGACAGCCCAUCACCGCCUCUGGCCGUGUGCACAUUGUCAUCGACAAACAGGUUCACAAGCUGUUGAUCGAAGAUACUGUUAAGGAUGACUUCGGCACCUACUCCUUUGUGGUUCCAGAUCAGGAGAUCUCAACCUCAGCAAAGCUUGCUGUCCAGACGAUUCGUGUCCAGAUCCCACUUAAGGAUACCAGCGCUGUUGAAGGAACCAAGGCCGUCCUGGAGGCAAAGAUCUCUGCUCAGGAUGUCAGCUCCGUCAAAUGGUUUCAUAAUGACAAACAGCUGACGGCCAGUGACAGAGUCCAAAUGGUGGCAAAGGGAGCCAAGCAGCGUCUGGUCUUCAACAGAACCUUCGCCUCUGAUGAGGGACAAUACAAACUGGUGGUGGGCCGAGCUGACACCAGCUGCAAACUCUCUGUGCAGACUGUCCAGAUCAUGACCCCAAUGAAGAACAUGGAAUGUUCUGAGUCAGAGAACGUCACCUUCGAAGUGGAGGUUUCUCACCCAGGCAUUGAUGCCUUCUGGACCUUUAAGAGGCAGCCGCUCAAAGCCGGCACCAAAUACAAGAUGGAGUCCAAGAACAAACGCCACACUCUGACAGUUUUGAACGCCAUGAAGGACGAGGAGGGCGAGUACAUGUUCGCCGCUGGUGAAAAGAUGAGCACCGCUACGCUCACUGUGUCAGGUGGCGCUAUUAAGAGGCCUCUGCGGGACAUGGUGGUGGCUGACUCGCAGACCACAGUGUUGGAGUGUGAAGUGGCUAAUCCCGCCUCUGAAGGCAAAUGGCUGAAAGACGGCCAGCCGGUCGACUACAGCGAGAAUGUGGUGAGCGAAGUCGAUGGCGCCAUCAGACGCCUCGUCAUUGCCAUUACCAAAGCCACUGACAUCGGAGAGUACACCUACCAGGUCGCCAGCUCCAAGACCUCUGCCUUGCUCAAAGUGGAGGCUGUGAAGAUCAAGAAGACUCUGAAGAACCUGAACGUGGUCCAGACUCAGGAGGCGGUGUUCAGCCUGGAGCUGACCCACGAGGACGUGAGGGGGGCCCAGUGGAUCAAGAACGGCGUUGAGAUCCAGCCCAGCGACAGAUGUGAGAUCACAGUGGAAGGCACUGUCCACACCCUGAGGAUCCUGAACUGCACUGCCCAGGAUGAGUCUGUUUACUCCUUCAAACUGGGAAAACUGUCUGCAAAUGCCAGACUCAACGUGGAGACCAUUAAGAUCCUGAAGAAGCCGAAGGAUGUGACAUCACUGUUGGGAGGAACCGCGGUGUUUGAGGUGGGAAUCUCUGAGGACAAUGUUCCCGUCAAGUGGAUGUUCAAGAACACAGAGCUGAAGCCCAAUGAGCAUUACAGGCUGGUCUCUGACAAGAAGACACACAAAUUGAUGGUCCAGGACAUCGACAGCAGCACCGAGGGGGAGUACACGGCAGUGGUGGGGCACCUGCACUGCAGCGCCCGCCUCAGUGUCGAGUCUCUCCGUGUGACAAAGCCUCUGAAGAACGUGGAGGUCCCAGAGACCCAGGUAGCCUUGUUCCAGUGUGAAGUGUCUCACAUGAACGUGGCCGCCACCUGGUGGAGGAACGGAGUUGAGGUGGAGAUGAGCGAGAAGUUCAGAGUGGAGGUUCAGGGGAAAGUCCACCAGCUGAAGAUCAUGAACUGCAGCAGAGAUGACUCUGGAGAAUAUUCAUUCAUCUGUGGCAGCGACCGAGUGUCAGCAACGCUUACCGUUAAACCUAUUGUCAUCACCACAAUGCUUCAGGACAUCAACGCUCAGGCCAAAGACUCCGUCACCUUUGAGGUCAACGUGAAUUGUGAGGGUGUGGCCUACAAAUGGCUGAAGAAUGGCGUGGAGAUCCGAUCCACUGACCGAUGCCAGGCUCGAUGCCGACAGUUCAACCACACUCUGAGCAUCCGCAACGUCCACUUUGGAGACAAUGCAGAAUACACCUUUAUGGCCGGAUCUGCCAUCAGCUCAGCCAAGCUCUACGUAGAGGCUCGUGUGGUGGAAUUCACCAAACACCUGAAGGACCUGAAGAUCACUGAGAAGAAGAGGGCCACCUUUGAAUGUGAGGUGUCAGAGCCCAACAUCCAGGUGAUGUGGAUGAAGGACGGUCAGGAGUUGGAGAUGUCUGACAGGUACAAGAUGAGCUCUGAUAAGUUCGUCCACCGCCUGGUUCUGCCGUCCGUCCGUUUGUCUGAUGCUGGGGAGUACACGGCCGUGGCCGGUUCCAGUAUGUCCAAGGGAAACCUGGGAGUCGAAGGACGAGAUGUGAGGAUCUCUGAACCUGCCAGCAGAGAUGUCACAGUUGUUGAGAAACAGAGGUCAACGUUUGAGUUUGAGGUGAAUGAGGAUGAUGUGGAUGGGCGUUGGAUGAGGAACGGAGUGGAGAUCCAGUUCCAGGUGGACGAGAGGUUCAGCUACGUCACCAUCAGGAAGCUGCACCGUCUCACCAUCUCCGAGACAUUCAGGAGCGACGCCGGAGAGUAUACCUUCUAUGCCGGAAGAAACCGGAGCAGCAUGAACCUGCAUGUCCGACUCCCAGAGCCUCCUCAGAUUGUUCGCCACAUGCAGCCGGUGACCGUGACGUCUGGGAAGUCAGUGCGCAUGUCGGCGGCGGUCAGCGGCCUCCCUGCGCCUCAGGUUACAUGGUACAGAGACUCUGAGGCCCUGUCCGUCAGCAACAAGGUCAAGUUCCUCCAUGACGGAGAUGAGCACACACUGCUACUACUCGAGGUUUUCCCCGAGGACUCCGCUACCUACAGCUGUGAGGCCCGCAACGAUUAUGGAGAUGCCACUAGCUCUGCCCAGCUUAGUGUCCAAGUUUCAGCAGUGGCAGAAGCUGUGGCUCGUGUCCCUCCUCCAGUCAUCCUGGUCCCCAUCAGGGAUGUCCUGGUGGCUGAAGGUCAACCUGCCCGGUUUGAAUGCACCGUCUCUGGGGAAGACCUGCAGGUUUCUUGGUUCUGUAAUGACAGAGAACUCAGACAGUCAAACAUCUUCCGAAUGUCUCAUGUUGGACAAACAUGUCAGUUGGACAUUUCCAGAGUCCUCUUGGAUCAUGAAGGAGAGUAUUCAUGUGUGGCCUCCAACUCAGCAGGAACGGUCACAUGUGGGGCGUCGCUCAACAUCGACGGUGAGUUCAACAGCAUCACGUAAAGUAAACCGGUCCAGACCGUUGAGGUCCAGAUGGAGACCUUUAGCUCCACCUUCACAGUGGAAGAGGAAACCCAGCAGUCGUACUACACUGGCCUAAAGUUACCAGACAAAACCAGAACUCUUGAACUCAAACCAGAGUCCAAACGCUUUUCCAGCACUUUGGAGAGGAAAAAAGAAAAACCAGUUUUCCUUAGUGAGCUCUGUCCGGCAGCGGUGGCUCUUGGAGAAACCGCUACAUUUACCGUCCGAGUAUCCGGUUUCCCAAGACCGACCAUUCAGUGGUUCCACAACGGACAGAGUUUAACCAGCUCGUCUGCGUACACCUUUAUUCAUGAGCAAGAUGAGUAUAGUCUAGUCAUUAACAAAGUCCAGAGGGAGUUCGAAGGCCAGUAUUCAUGCACUGUUAGCAACAGGUUUGGUCAGUCCACUUGCACUUCUUAUCUCCAUGUUCAGAUAAAAGAUCCAGAACAAAAAGUGGAAGGCAGAACAUUUGUACCGGCCGGUAAAGCUCCAGAUUUUACUCAACCCAUUGAGUGUGCUCAGCUUUCUGAGGGAGGUCAGGCUUUCUUCAGGUAUGUUGUGACUGGAGAUCCUCUACCUCAGAUUCAGUGGCUCAAAGGCAGCUUCCACAUCGAGCCCAGUGGAUUCUGUAUCAUGGUGAACAACCCAGAUGGGUCUGGCUUUAUUCACUUUAAGAGUGUCAAACAGCAGGACAGCGGCGUGUACACCUGUAAGGCCUCCAACCCAUUUGGAGAAGCCUCAUGUUCUGCAGAGCUGCUAGUCUUCAAGGAGUUAGUUCAGAAAACUAAAGGUUUGAAAAUAUCAAUGACAGAACAAACUACUGAGUCCAGAUUAUACCAGGAGAGAAUGAGGUCCGAUCAGAUGAUUUAUACCAUUAGCACAGACGACCGGCAGAUUAUUCCCAGUGAGGAGGUCAGGUCUCUACAAGAACUCGAUAUCUCGGCUGCUACACUUCAGCGAGAACAGCUGCACCGCCAGGCCGCUGUUCUGCAGUCCCAUGACCUUCAGGAGAGGGUUUCCAUUGCUGCUGGUCAUCCUGCUCAGGUUUCAGCUGUUCCUAUGAAACAGCUUCACAUGGCCACUUUCUUAUCCUCGGUCCAGGAGAGGCAGAAGAUAACGGAGCAGCAUUCAGAUCGCAUUCUGAGCCCGGAGCUCGUCGAGGUCAGUUUUGCCAAAGAGCAGCCGUCCAAGCUGAUGUCAGCUACCUCUGAAGAGCUCCUCCCACUCAGCACUGUGAGAGCUGAAGUCCUGACAGGUUUAACCCCAGAGGUCAUGAAGACCACAACUGAGCCUCAGCAGCUCCUGAGUGGCCCACAAGUCCAAUCUGCUCGGUCAGUCACUGAUGAGAUCUCAAGCAUCAUCCACCGGCCAGAAGAGGAGAAGAGUUUUAGAGUCACAGAGGGCAUGAAGAUUUUAUACUCGGCUCAGUCUGCAGGUCAGCUUCCAGUUACUGAAGGACACUCUGAGCCACUGCGGGAUUUAGAUGCUGCCAUUAAACUAAUGAUUGAAAAAGAGCAGCCCAGGCCAACUGUAGCACCUGUUAACGAGACUAAACUGACUUUAUGCAAAGAAAACAACUUGGAAAUGCACAGACCAGCAGAGGAAAAUAUCUUCCCGAUAAAAGACAUGCACCUGAAGUCUGUUGUAACUGCUGAGGAGCAGUACAAUCUCCAGGCUGAACAGACUGGACAUGUGCCUAGUUUAGAGUCAGCCAUGAAUCUACAGAGUCAACGGGAAGGAGAAAGACUCCUGAACCUUCAGGUCAUCGGCGACCAGGAGGUUUUAGAAUCUGAGGGUCAAUUCAGCAGUGAAAGGCCAUCAGCAGAGCAGGCAGAGGCGAGGAAGAGUCCGACUUUGUUGCAUUCUGUGACACAAGAACAGCUGAGAACAGUGGUAUGUGAGGCCAUUUCUGAGUUCUCAACAAAGACUGAUUCCACAUCUGUUGAACCAAAGAAAGAACUACCACAAACUAAACAUCUUCAGUUAACUCAGUCUGUAUGUGUUCUACCAAAAGAAGACAUAUUAAUAGUGACCAAACCUGACCAGCAGGUAGCAUUGCAGAAACAAGAAAAGGCUGGAAAAUAUGCAGCCAUGUCAGAGGAGAGACAGGAGAUCAUGGCAGAUUAUCACAAAGACCUGGAUGUGUCGGUGUCAGGGGUUCGUUCACAGCUGCGAACUGAGCCUCAGCCUCUGAACAUCUUGACAGUGUCUUCACAUCCAAUGCUGCUCCCAAAAGAGACACCGUUUAGCGUAGAUGUGCAGCAACGUCGUGCGUAUGUCCAGAAAGAAGAUUAUUGGAACAUCAUGCACCCACUGAACGUCACUGACAUUCACAUUCUGGAGGAGGGCCACACAAAGAGCCUUGAAUCUGACAAGAAAUUCAAGCCGGAGAUGAAAAUCGAGCCAAAGAUUCCCAAAAAACCAGUGUCUAUAGAGGAGAAGGCUGUUGCCACAGAGACUUGUACAGUAUUAGAAGCUGCUGAACAGGACUUUGCAAUCGAGAUCCAGGAGGGUCAGUCAGUUCGGCAGUCGGUGCUGCUGGAAGAAAAGCAGGUCAUCCUGGGAGAACAGUCGAGCGACAUACAAAAGCCUGAGGGCUUGAGUGUCAGCACUGUGACUCAACCAAAAGGAGUCAUAUUUGUCCACGAGGCUCAAGAUUCACUGACUCUACCAAAAGAACUGAACUUUGUCAUCCAGAUCCCGAAACCAUCAAGUGUGAACAUGCGACGUCAGCUCAAAGAGGCUCUACAGUCAGCUGUAGCUCAGGACCAGCCAGUGUUACUCGCAGACGUCAUAGGAAAGCUUGCGGCAGUGGAAGUGCAUGAGGUGAAAGUUCAAAGACAGCCCAGAAAAUCCUUGUAUACAUAUCUAAUCACAACACCAGGAAAUCCAAUCGAGAUUACACUGUCAUUUGAUGGUGAAUACCCUCAGAAAGCUGAACUCCGGUCUGAACUUCAGGUAGCUCUUCAUGCUUUAGUUUCUCAAGAUCAGCAGAGUCUGACAUCAGAGAAACCAGGUGUCAUGCAGAUCGACAGACCUCAGAGAGCUCUGUUCAGCUCCACUCGAGCCACACAAGUUUUAUCAUCUGUGGUAGAUAUGGUGACGGUGGCUGAGAGCACUCAAGGUUUACCUUCUGCUGCUAAACAAACUGCAAACCUCAAAACUGAGGCUGCAGCUUCAUUUCAAAGUGCAGCCAUUCGAAGUCAGUCAGAAAUCCGUGAGCUCCGGACGACCAUCAGCUCAGAGGUGGACAUCUUCAUCCACAGAGAGUCCAGAGAGGAGUAUCUGUCAGAGGCCAUAAUGAUCAGUGAGUCCUCGGACAGUCUCGUAGAUUACCCCGUUGUCGUUGACCCUCUGCGAGAUAUCUGCACUGAGGAAAACACUACGGCUGCUUUGAAAGCCACCAUCAAACAUGUCACAAAGGUAAACUGGUUUUUCAAUGGACAAAUGAUCACAUCUGGUAAACAGUUCAGCUGUUCCAAAGACCAGGACACAUACACUCUGGUCAUCACCAAAGUCCAGAGGCACAAGCAUCAAGGAGAGUUUGUCUGUGAGGCUGAGAACGAGGCUGGAAAAACCACGACGUCUGCAAGGCUCUCUGUGACCUCAAGAGUGAAGCCUGUGUUCAGGCAUAGGAUUGUUCCUCUGGAGAUCAACAUUGGCAGCCCCGCCAAGUUUGAAUGUGAGACCGAAGAAGCUCCCAAUGUGAGCUUCAAGUGGUUCAAGGAUGGACAGCCCCUCAAAGAUGGGGACAAGUACAGGAUUAUCAGUCGCUUCAGCACCUCCUACUUGGAGCUGCUGAGUCCCAAAAAGGACGACAGCGGUGAAUACACCUGUAAGGCGUCCAAUCAGCAUGGAAGUGAUGAAUGCUCUGCGUCCCUCCACGUCACAGAGCCACCAGUCUUUGUAAAGCGAAUGGAAGCAUCCACUGUCUGGAAACAGGGCAGUGCUGCUCGACUGCAGUGCUCCGUCAAAGGAUCCCCAGAACUUCACACCACCUGGUUUUACAAUAACAGCGAGCUGUCUGCAGGCGGCAGAUACAGCAUCAAUCUGAAGGAGGGCGUGGCCACUCUGGAGCUCCAGGACGUGGUUAUGAGCGAUAGUGGAAACUACACCUGUGAGGUUCUCAAUCAGUCUGGCUGUGAAAGCUGCAGCACCAAAGUAACCGUCAAAGAAGCGCCGACGUUCAGGAGGGAGUUACAGCCAGUGGAGGCGGUUCGAGGCUCUGUGGCCCUGUUGGAAUGUGAGGUUUCAGGCUCAGGUCCAUUCGACGUGGCCUGGAAAAAGAAUAAGAAAUGCCUGUCCUCAGAUCAGAAAUACCGGAUCGUGUCUCAGGGUUUCCUCACCUCCCUGGAAAUCCACACAUUUGAGGGCGCCGACGUUGGUGAAUAUGAAUGCGUGGUAUCGAACGAGGUGGGGUCAAUAACCUCCAAGUCUGUGGUUAAACAGAAAGAGCCGCCCAUGUUCUCAAAGAGGGUUGAAAGUGCAACCGCAGUAUCUGGAAACACGGUCAAACUCCAGGGAGUCUUAAAGGGCUCGAGUCCCAUCAGCAUCAAAUGGAUGAAAGACUCAGAGCUGCUUAGAGAUGACGAUUCCAAAGUCAGAAUGACGUUCGACAACAACAUCGCCAGCAUUUCCUUCUCAUCUGUCGAGAUAAAACAUGGCGGGAAGUACACCUGCCUUGCCGAAAAUGAGGCCGGACAGCAGAGAUGCGAUGCUGUCUUGACUAUUCAAGAACCUGCUCGUAUUUUAGAGAAAGCAGCGUCCAUCAGUGUGACGGCUGGAGACUCAACUUCUCUGCAGUGUACGAUCAGCGGGAGCCCAGAGCUCAAAGUCAAAUGGCUUAAAGAUGGAAAAGAGAUGAUCAGUGGUCGUAAAUACAGGAUGAUGGUGAAGGACAACACGGCCGUCCUAAAGAUCCUAUCGGCAGAUAAAGGAGACACUUCAGAGUACACAAUGGAAGUGUCCAACAAAGUCGGAAAAGACCAGUGCAGCUGCUCUGUCACCGUCUGCGAUCGUGCAGUUCCUCCUUCGUUCACCAAAACUCUAAAGAAUGUGGAUGGACGUGUUGAUAGUGAUGUGACUCUGGAGUGCAGAGUGGCUGGAUCUCAGCCCAUGGUUAUUUCAUGGUUCAAAGACGAUAAACAAAUUCACAGUGACCACAAAUAUGGUCUGGAUUUCAAUGAAAACACAGCGUCUGUGGUAAUAACAGGUCUGGAACAGAGCGAUGGUGGAGUUUAUACAUGCAGAGCCUCAAAUGACGCUGGAGAUAAAGAGACCAGCGGUACUUUGUAUGUCAAAGAACCUCCAGUCUUCACAUUGACACCUGAGUCUCAGAAUGUGGCUCCAGGAUCCAACGUGGUCUUAAAGUCCACCUUCAUGGGAUCGGCUCCUCUGGUGGUCAAAUGGUUCAGAGAGGAGAAAGAGAUUUUCACUGGAGGAAAGUGUUUCAUAAAGAAAGAUUCCUCUUCAAGCUCUUUGGAGCUUCACUCUGUCAAACCCAGUGACUCGGCUAAAUACACCUGCCAGGUGUCAAAUGAUGCCGGGAAGGUAGACUGCACCGCAGUCCUCUUUAUCAAAGAAGCUCCAACCUUUACAAUGAAGCUUGAGGCUUCACAGCUGCUGAAAAGUGGGCAGUCUCUGAAACUGUCUUGUAAAGUCCAUGGAACGCCUGUGAUUAAUGUCACAUGGUUCAAAAACGGCUGUGAAAUCAGUUCUGACCACAGACGCACUGUCAGCUUCGACGGCUCCAUAACCUCCAUGGAGAUAGAAAACUCUUGUGUAGAUGAUAGUGGAGAUUAUAUUUGUGUGGCAUCGAGUGAAGCCGGCAGAGAUGAAAGCAGCUGCUCAGUAACUGUUAAAGAGCCUCCAGUGUUUGUGAGGUCUUUCGAUUCGUCUGAACUUGUAAAAGGAUCUGACAUAUUGUUGGAAGGAACAGUUUCAGGUUCUGCUCCUUUUGAAGUAAGCUGCUUCCACAAUGAGAAGCUGAUCCGAAAUGACAAAAGGCAUAAAGUCAGUGUUGACAACAACAUUGUGACUCUUCACAUCUCAAACUGUGAGAGUUCAGACGCUGGGUCGUACCGGUGUUCAGUAACCAAUGAUGUGGGAGAAGCAACCUGUUCAUGUCAGAUUUCAUUCAAAGAGCCUCCAUCGUUUGUUCAGAGGUUGGACGAUAUGUCCUGCAUGGUGGGCUCUGAGGUCUAUAUGAAGUGCAUGUUGUCUGGAUCUCUGCCCAUGACUUUCUCCUGGAUGAAAGACGAUCAUGAGCUCACAGAGGACGAGCACUUUAAGAUGUCCAGUGAAAACAAAUGUGCCAUGUUGAAUGUGAGAAAAGCUCAGUUAUCGCACGGCGGCAGAUAUGUGUGUUUGGCUCAGAACCGAGCCGGGACUCAGACGAGUGCCGCGAUGCUUGUGGUCACAGAACCAGCAGGUAUUUCCGAACACACACAGUCCAUCAGUGUAACCGAAGGCGACCCGGCAACACUCGAAUGCAGGUUCUCAGGCUCCAAACCGCUGAAAUCCAGAUGGAUGAAGGCAGGAGAGGAGCUCAGAUCAGGGCAGAAAUACUUAGUCCAGAGAUCAGACAUCAGCUGCAUCCUGACCAUCCUGAAAACUCAGAGCAGAGACAGUGGCCAGUACAGCUGUGAGGUUUCCAAUGAGGCUGGUAGAGGCUCAUGUGAGGCCACCGUUACUGUUUUAGACCAGAUUCUUAAACCGUCUUUCACAAGAACACUAAAGAAAACUGAAGGUAUUGUGGGGUCGUUGGUUCGUCUGGAGUGUCUUGUAUCUGGCUCUCUGCCCAUGAAUGUACACUGGUUCAAAGAUGACAAAGAAAUCCACACUGGUGACAAAUACAAAGGCAUGUUCUCAGAAAACAUUGCUUCUCUCGAAGUUGCUUGUCUUGACAGUAAAGACAGCGGCAGCUACACCUGCUUGGCUGAAAACAAAGCUGGGAUGACACGGAGCUCGGCUCUUCUGUUUGUUAAAGAACCUCCAUGUGUUCUGGAAAAGCCCGAGUCCAUGAAUGUAUUACCAGGCUCAAAUGUGCAGUUUAAGGUGGUGGUCUCAGGAAGUCCACCUCUGACCAUGAAAUGGUUUAAAAACAGGAAGGAGGUUUUAUCGAGUGCUGACUGCUCUAUGAUCAAAGACAACACCUCCAGCCUUCUGCAGUUCUUCUCUGCAAAAACCUCAGACUCUGGAAGAUACAUCUGUGAAAUCCACAACGAUGUGGGCUCCACUUCCUGUCAGACAACACUGUUGGUCAAAGAGCCACCGUUCUUUGUUGAGAAACCUGAAGGCGUGUCGGUGGUGAAAGCAGGAGACAAUUUGGUGUUUGAGUGUCAGGUUUCGGGUUCUCCAGAGAUCUCUGUUCGCUGGUUCAGAGAUGGAGUCGAGGUCCAGCAAAGUGUCAAACACAUGAUGUCAUUUUGCAGCUCGGUCGCCACUUUACAAAUAUCUAAUGUUACUGAGAAUGACAGCGGGAAGUAUUUCUGCGAAGCCUGUAAUGAUGCUGGCACCGAGAGCUGCACUGCAGAGCUAGUGGUCAAAGGGUCUUUGCCUCUUUCUGUUCAAUGGCAAAAAGAUGAGAAUUUGAUCUCAGAUGAUUCUGAAAUGGAGAGAGCAUUUCACAACAAAGUGGCGUCUCUCAGGAUCCCAGUGUGUGAGGCGGUUCACAGUGGGAAUUACACCUGCCUGGUGGUCAACGAGGCUGGGCAGGACAAAUGCUUUGCCACUCUUGUAGUGAAAGAACCUCCUACGAUCCAAGAGAAACCAGAGGUAGUCAGGGUGACUCGAGGGGACCCAGUUUGUCUGGAGUGCAGAGUUGCUGGGUCUCCUCAGAUCAGUGUUGGAUGGAGUAAAGAUGGUAAAGAGUUGCAGUCGAGUAGAAAGUAUCAGCUGUUGUAUGAACAGAACUGCAGCAGACUGAACAUUAAGUCGACUGAAGCAGACGAUGCAGGAGAGUACGAGUUCAGAGCAUCGAACUCCAUUGGAACCUGCACCUGUAAAAUCACUCUGAUGGUUUUAGAGGAGAUUCUUCCUCCAACGUUCAUUAAAAAGUUAAAGAAUAUUCAAGCAGUGAUGGAUUCAGUGGUGACCAUUGAAGGUAAAGUGUCUGGUUCGUUACCAAUGUCAGUCGAAUGGAGCAAAGGAAGACAAAAGAUCAGUGAAGGCUUCAAGUACAAACUUCUCCAGCUUGAAAAUACUGUGUCCCUGGAAUUAAAGCUGAGUGAGAGCUCUGAUACAGGAGAAUAUUCCUGUAAAGUCUGGAACUCAGCAGGCAGCUGUGUGAGCAGUGCAGUCCUGACUGCAAAAGUUCCUCCCAGAUUGACAGAGGAGCCUCAGACCCAGGCUGUCCUUCCAAACUCCACCGCCGUCUUCAGGAGUUCAUUUGAAGGAACGCCUCCGAUCACGGUCAAAUGGUUCAGAGAUGACGUGGAGUUGGUUGGUGGUCCAUCGUAUUCCAUCCGACUGGAGGAACAGUCCUCCUCCAUCCACAUUCACCGUGUCACUGCUUUGAAUACCGGCGUUUAUUCAUGUCGAGUUACAAACGAGGCAGGCCAUGUUAAUGCUGCUGCUGAGCUGUUGGUGAAAGAACCUCCUCAUUUUAUCCAGAAACUGCCUCCAACUACAUUUGUGAAGCAGCGUGAGGCACACCGCUUUGAAUGCAAGGCCACCAGUUCACGCUCCCUGACAAUGAGCUGGUACAAAAAUGACCAAAAGAUAACGGACGGAGGCAACUAUAAGACUAUGUUUGUGGAUUCGACCGCUUACCUGCAGCUGCGCACCACCACCUUCCAAGAUAACGGCGUCUACACUUGUGAGGCUCACAAUGAUGCUGGCAGCAUCAGCUGCAGCACCGUCCUCACAGUCCAAGAGUCUCCGUCCUUCACUAAAACUCCAGCCCCAGUUGAAGCUGCAAUAGGUAAAGAGGCCAGUCUUCACUGGGAGAUGUACGGCACGCCGCCGUUCCAGGUCAGUUAUUACAAAGACAAACGACCUCUGAAGGAGAGCAGGAAGUAUAAGAUGGUCAAUGAAGGCAGCGCCACCACGCUCCACAUUAUCAAACUGGAGCAAAGCGACGCCGGUGUUUACGAGUGCAGAGUUUCAAACUGUGUAGGCACCGAGUCCAGCCGUGGAACCGUUACUCUGAAAGAACCUCCCACAUUUGUGAAGAAACUGUCUGAUCAAUCAGUCCGAGCCGGGCAGCAACUGACGCUGACGGCCACAGUCCGAGGCUCCGAGCCUCUGACGGUGUCCUGGAUCCAGGACAAGGACCACGUCCUAAGGGACGGAGACAACAGGAGGGUCACGUUUGACAACAACGUGGUCACCCUGGUGGUUCCUAAAGCUGACGCAACCACAGCGGGUAAAUACACCUGCCAACUGAGGAAUGACUCAGGAGUGGUCGAGUCCGUCUCACAAGUGACUGUUCUAGAACCGGCUGCGAUUGUUGAUAGUCCAGAGUCUGUCAACGUGAAGUCAGGAGAAAACGUAGCUCUCGAGGUCAGAGUCUCUGGAAGUCCAGAGCUGAAAACUAAAUGGUACAAAGAUAACAAGGAGCUUUCAGUUGGAGCCAAGUAUCAGAUGUCUUUCACCAAGAAGGUGGCCAUCCUAAAGAUCCGGUCCGCAGACAAAACAGAUGCUGGAGAAUAUAAACUGGACGUGUCCAACAAUGUUGGCACAGCCUCAUGCAGAACCAAACUGUCUGUCUCAGAUAAGGUGAUUCCUCCGAGUUUCAUAAGGAAGCUGAGAGACACCCAUCUGGUUGUGGGUAGACCUGGUGAGAUGGAGUGCAAAGUAGCUGGUUCUGCUCCUUUAACAACUUCCUGGUUCCACAAUGGGCAGGAAAUCAAGAGUGGACCCAACUGUGAAAUCAGCUGCAGCGAUAACAACUGCAGACUGAGUUUCCCCUCCAUUGGCUUGUACGAUUCUGGCAAAUACACAUGUAAGGCUGUGAAUGCAGCCGGAUCCAGUGACACUAGUGCUUCAAUGAGCGUUACAGAACCUCCAUCUUUUGCGGAAACACCUGAGAAAAUGGAAACGUUGCCCGGCAAAAAUGUGUCUUUCACAGCUAAAGUGCGAGGCAGUCCUCCUCUGAAAGUAAAAUGGUUCAGAGGAGCUAAAGAGAUGCAGCAUGGACGAGGCUGCGACAUCUCCCUGAAGAACGACGUGGCCUCGCUGAUGCUGAAGGCGGUGGACAAAUCCCAUGCAGGAGAGUAUACCUGCCAGGUCAUCAAUGAGGCUGGGAAGGAGAGCUGCCCCGUUUACCUGUUUGUCAAAGGUGUGUUCGAACAAUAA
This is a messenger RNA of Sphaeramia orbicularis (orbiculate cardinalfish), 19276 nucleotides long. Its product is annotated as titin-like. The record is from RefSeq and is a predicted model, not a curated record. NCBI's taxonomy places the organism in Eukaryota, Metazoa, Chordata, Actinopteri, Kurtiformes, Apogonidae. The transcript is spliced from 64 exons.